AUGGAUUGCGACGUUCUGGCCGGUGAGCAAGGCCCAUCGUGCUUUACAGUGAAGCAAAUCCCGGACAUAAGCAAAGUYAUCCACGUGCGAUUUGUAGAACACGGCGAUUUGGAUGCCGCAAGGGAAUCCUUUAAUGCCUCCGAGACAUCCCCCAAAAGGAGAAAGGUUAUUCCUGCCUCAAGUCCACAAAAAACUCCCCGCGAUGUCAAAUUAACCGUUGCGGAAAGCCGAUUCGUGCCAAGAAGCCUAUCGGUGGUAGACAUGUUACGGCUCGRAAGAACAAUUAACAACAAAUACACGAGUAUYAAGCUACACAGCUUCGACAUGACAUCUAUGGUUUGGUCUAGUGAGUGCAGAAGUGUCGAUUUUUUAAUCGACACCCAACCAUUUGGAACURGAGGAUUCCGCRAAGCCUUUAAAGCCACCAGCUUCGACAGGGAAUUUGGGGAUAAAAAGUGGGUUGUGAAACGCUACCUCCCUCAGGCAGUCAAAGACAUACAAAUGGUGGGACAAACCGUGGAACAGCAAUCAAAGAAAGUUAUUCAAAUGGAUAAUUUGGCAAGGAACUUUUCGUCGCAACUGCUCGAAGAACUUCACAAAAAGGAUGUCUUCGAAGAUUUUGGCGAGACGCACCGCUAUAAGAAGAUUUUCCUCGGUGAAAGGAAUUCCGAAUUCGUCACUAUCGAAGAGCUUGUAGAAGGAACAUUUGUCAAGUACGUAAAUAACGACGGCAUGAUCUGUGGUAAGGAAGGCGAAACACUUACCGAAAAAGCCGAAUGCCUAGUGCAUUUUUCCUUUGAGCGCUCCAAUAAACAACUAAUGCUGCUAGACAUUCAAGGUUGCGCAUAUGAGCUUUUUGAUCCCGAAAUUGCAUCUGUCGAACUCACAGAUGACAAAUCGGAACUUCUCUUUUGUACGGGCAACACGAGCGUGCAGGGAAUCGAUAACUUCAUCAAGAAUCACAAAUGCAACGUAUACUGCAGACUCUUAGAUCUCUCGGCUCUGGAAGUUGUUUCUGAAGUUUAG
Messenger RNA from Exaiptasia diaphana, 1026 nucleotides. RefSeq names its product myosin heavy chain kinase B-like. The coding region runs from base 1 to 1026 and encodes 341 amino acids. The transcript has a single exon. Gene Ontology annotation, biological process: protein phosphorylation. NCBI's taxonomy places the organism in Eukaryota, Metazoa, Cnidaria, Anthozoa, Actiniaria, Aiptasiidae. Gene Ontology annotation, molecular function: protein serine/threonine kinase activity; ATP binding. The record is from RefSeq and is a predicted model, not a curated record.